Molecule: messenger RNA, 2380 nt
Organism: Galeopterus variegatus (Sunda flying lemur)
Lineage: Eukaryota; Metazoa; Chordata; Mammalia; Dermoptera; Cynocephalidae
Gene: ADCY8
Product: adenylate cyclase 8 (brain)
Exons: 13
Biological process (GO): intracellular signal transduction; cAMP biosynthetic process; adenylate cyclase-activating G protein-coupled receptor signaling pathway
Cellular component (GO): plasma membrane
Molecular function (GO): adenylate cyclase activity
Source: RefSeq, a predicted model, not a curated record
UACGUGUCUCUCCAUUCACCUGUGCCAACAGGUUUGUGCGAUCAAGGACGAAGCAUGAUGUUGACAUGCGGAUCGGAAUCCACUCGGGGUCAGUGCUAUGUGGCGUGUUGGGCCUGAGGAAGUGGCAGUUUGAUGUCUGGUCUUGGGAUGUGGACAUUGCGAACAAACUUGAAUCUGGAGGAAUCCCCGGGAGGAUUCACAUCUCCAAAGCCACACUGGACUGCCUGAACGGUGACUAUAACGUGGAAGAGGGUCAUGGUAAAGAGAGGAACGAGUUCUUGAGGAAGCAUAACAUAGAGACCUAUUUAAUUAAGCAGCCUGAGGAGGGUCUUCUGUCCUUGCCUGAAGACAUUGUCAAGGAGUCGGUGAGCUCCUCAGACAGGAGAAACAGUGGGGCGACGUUCACAGAAGGAUCCUGGAGCCCUGAACUGCCCUUUGAUAACAUAGUGGGGAAACAGAACACUCUGGCUGCUCUAACAAGAAAUUCAAUAAAUCUGCUUCCAAACCAUCUUGCACAAGCUUUGCAUGUCCAGUCUGGGCCUGAGGAAAUUAACAAGAGAAUAGAACAUACCAUCGACUUGCGGAGUGGUGAUAAAUUGAGAAGAGAGCAUAUCAAGCCAUUCUCACUGAUGUUUAAAGACUCCAGCCUGGAGCACAAGUAUUCUCAAAUGAGGGAUGAAGUAUUCAAGUCAAACUUGGUCUGUGCAUUUAUUGUUCUUCUAUUUAUCACGGCAAUACAGAGUUUGCUUCCUUCUUCAAGAGUGGUGCCUAUGACCAUCCAGUUCUCCAUUCUGAUUAUGCUGCAUUCAGCUCUGGUCCUCAUCACCACAGCAGAGGAUUAUAAGUGUUUGCCCCUCGUCCUCCGGAAAACUUGCUGUUGGAUUAACGAGACCUAUUUGGCCCGGAACAUCAUCAUCUUUGCAUCCAUCCUGAUUAAUUUCCUGGGUGCCGUCCUAAAUAUCCUGUGGUGUGAUUUUGACAAGUCGAUACCCUUGAAGAACCUGACUUUCAAUUCCUCAGCUGUGUUUACAGAUAUCUGCUCCUACCCAGAGUACUUCGUCUUCACCGGGGUGCUGGCGAUGGUAACCUGUGCUGUUUUCCUCCGACUUAACUCUGUCCUGAAGCUGGCAGUGCUGCUCAUUAUGAUUGCCAUCUACGCCCUGCUGACCGAGACCGUCUACGCAGGUCUCUUUCUACGCUAUGAUAACCUGAACCACAGUGGAGAAGAUUUCCUGGGGACUAAGGAGGCGUCUCUGCUGCUGAUGGCCAUGUUCCUGCUUGCUGUGUUCUACCAUGGACAGCAGCUGGAGUACACAGCUCGCCUGGACUUCCUUUGGCGAGUACAGGCCAAAGAGGAGAUCAAUGAGAUGAAGGAGCUGCGGGAACACAAUGAGAACAUGCUCCGGAAUAUCUUACCCAGCCACGUGGCUCGCCACUUCCUGGAGAAAGACCGAGACAAUGAGGACCUGUAUUCUCAAUCCUACGAUGCUGUCGGGGUGAUGUUUGCCUCCAUCCCAGGAUUUGCAGACUUUUACUCUCAGACAGAAAUGAAUAACCAGGGAGUGGAAUGCCUGCGCUUGCUGAACGAGAUCAUUGCUGACUUCGAUGAGUUGCUCGGUGAAGACCGUUUUCAAGACAUUGAAAAGAUUAAGACCAUUGGCAGCACCUACAUGGCUGUGUCAGGCCUGUCACCUGAAAAACAGCAAUGUGAAGACAAGUGGGAGCAUCUGUGUGCCCUGGCUGACUUCUCUCUCGCCCUGACUGAGAGCAUACAGGAAAUCAACAAACACUCAUUCAACAAUUUUGAACUACGGAUUGGCAUCAGCCAUGGCUCAGUAGUAGCCGGCGUCAUCGGCGCUAAGAAACCACAGUAUGACAUUUGGGGCAAGACUGUGAACCUGGCGAGCCGCAUGGACAGCACAGGGGUUAGUGGCCGGAUCCAAGUCCCCGAGGAGACCUAUCUGAUCCUGAAGGAGCAGGGCUUUGCCUUUGACUACCGAGGGGAGAUUUACGUGAAGGGCAUCAGUGAACAGGAAGGAAAAAUCAAAACGUACUUUCUCCUGGGAAGAGUCCAACCCAACCCGUUCAUCCUGCCCCCAAGAAGACUGCCCGGGCAGUACUCUCUGGCCGCCGUGGUCCUGGGUCUCGUCCAGUCCCUCAACAGGCAAAGGCAGAAGCAGCUCCUCAAUGAGAACAACAACACGGGGAUCAUCAAGGGUCAUUACAACCGGCGGACUUUGUUGACACCCAGUGGCCCGGAGCCUGGAGCUCAAGCGGAAAGCACCGACAAAUCUGAUUUGCCAUAAAAGCAUUUCCUUUGUGUUUCUUUUUUUUGUAUUUCUUUUAUAUAUAAAAUAAAUAUACUAAUAAAAAGGUUUAA